Messenger RNA from Mus musculus (house mouse), 2869 nucleotides. RefSeq names its product 4-hydroxy-2-oxoglutarate aldolase 1 (gene Hoga1). The record is from RefSeq and is a predicted model, not a curated record. Gene Ontology annotation, biological process: pyruvate biosynthetic process; glyoxylate metabolic process; oxalate metabolic process. Gene Ontology annotation, cellular component: mitochondrion. Gene Ontology annotation, molecular function: protein homodimerization activity; (R,S)-4-hydroxy-2-oxoglutarate aldolase activity; lyase activity. The coding region runs from base 894 to 1517 and encodes 207 amino acids. The transcript is spliced from 8 exons. Lineage: Eukaryota; Metazoa; Chordata; Mammalia; Rodentia; Muridae.
GGUCGGGGGUAAGGGUGGGGUGGGUGGCUCCAGGCCCUGGCGCUGGGUAAAGAGGUCCCUGUCAGAGACUGUUUUUAGUGUUGAAACCCCAAGGGCCAGCUCUCUUUUAGGCCGUAAUUGUGGCGUUUCUCCAGCGGCUUUCCAGCAGGGAAGAAAGCCGGCCUGGAGACUCUCUAGACCCGCCCCCGACCUGGGACACCCAGUGCAAAGCUGCACGCUCCCAAGCCAUGCCCACAGGUUGUGGUGGGAACACAAAAUUUUAACUGUGUAUGUAGAUCAUUAACAGAGCGGGGAGGAAGGAGUCCAAACUCAGUUCCCCUGUGGUCACAGACAGCUGAGGCUCCAGACCUCCCGCAGAAAUGCUGGGCCCCCAAAUUUGGGCCUCCAUGAGGCAGGGUCUGAGCAGGGGCUUGUCUAGGAAUGUGAAGGGCAAGAAGGUAGACAUUGCCGGCAUCUACCCACCCGUGACCACCCCAUUCACCGCCACCGCAGAGGUAGACUAUGGGAAACUGGAAGAGAACCUGAACAGACUGGCCACCUUCCCCUUUCGAGAAGCAAAGGAAUAAGAAGAAGGAGAGGAGGAAGAGGAGGAGGAGGAGGAGAAGAAGAAGAACAACAACAACAAGAACAACAAGAACAAGAACAACAAGAACAAGGACAACAAGAACAAGAAGAAGAGAAGGAAGAGAGAGAGAGAAAGAGAGAGAGAGAGGAAGGGAAAGGACAGGACAGGACUGCUCCUAGGCUUCGUGGUCCAGGGUUCGACUGGAGAGUUUCCGUUCCUGACCAGCCUCGAGCGCCUGGAGGUGGUGAGCCGCGUGCGCCAGGCCAUACCCAAGGACAAGUUCCUGAUAGCCGGCUCUGGCUGCGAGUCCACGCAAGCCACAGUAGAGAUGACUGUCAGCAUGGCUCAGGUGGGUGCUGAUGUCGCCAUGGUGGUGACCCCUUGUUACUAUCGUGGCCGCAUGAGCAGCGCUGCCCUCAUUCACCACUACACCAAGGUUGCUGACGUUUCUCCAAUCCCUGUGGUGUUGUACAGUGUCCCAGCCAAUACGGGGCUAGAGCUACCUGUGGAUGCCGUGGUUACAUUGUCUCAGCACCCAAAUAUCAUCGGCUUGAAGGACAGUGGUGGAGAUGUGACCAGGAUUGGACUGAUAGUUCACAAGACCAGCAAGCAGGAUUUCCAGGUGUUGGCUGGGUCAGCUGGCUUCCUCCUGGCCAGCUAUGCUGUGGGAGCUGUUGGGGGCAUAUGUGGCUUGGCCAAUGUCUUGGGGGCCCAGGUGUGCCAGCUGGAGAGACUCUGCCUCACAGGGCAGUGGGAAGCUGCCCAGGAACUACAGCACCGUCUCAUCGAGCCCAACACUGCGGUGACCCGGCGCUUUGGAAUACCAGGGCUGAAGAAAACCAUGGACUGGUUUGGCUACUAUGGAGGUCCCUGCCGCGCCCCGUUGCAGGAGCUGAGCCCCACAGAGGAGGAGGCACUGCGCUUGGAUUUCAGCAACAAUGGCUGGCUUUAAUGACAAGCAGGAGACGCCUGGCCUGAGCUAUCUGGGACUUUUGUUCCCACAGCCUGAGGAGGAGCAGCAGGGCAUUAGGAAUUAGGGCUUAUUUUUGUCUGUGUUCUCUUGCUGUGAAAAGACGCCAAGACCAUGGCAACUCAUAAAAGAAAGUGUUUAAGGGUGGCUGGCUUACAGUUUCAGAGGUUCAGUCCAUCAUCAUCAUGGCAGGGAGCAUGGCGGCCUGCAGGCAGUCAUGGUGCUGAAGAAGAAGCAGAGAGUUCUACAUCUAGAUCUACAGGAAGCAGGAAGAGAAAGCUACUCGGCCUUGCUUGGACUUUUGAAAACCUCAAAGCCCACCUCCAGUGACACAGCCUCCAACAAGGCCACACCUUCUAAUCCUUUCAAAUAGUGCCACUCCCUAAGCAUUUAUAUAUGUUAACUUGAGGGGGGGGCAUUCUUAAUCAAACCACCACAUUCCGUCCCAGGCCUCAUAGGCCCUGUAGCCAUAUUAUAAUGCAAAAUGCAUUCAGUCCAAGUUCAAAAGUUUCCGUAGUCUAUCAGUCUGAAGACUGCUUAAAAGUUUAAAGUGUAAAGUCUCUUCUGAGGCUCACUGUAAAAUCAAAAUAAAAAAAAAAAACAGAUCAGAUAUUUCCAACAUACAAUGUCACGGAAUAUACACUGCUGUGCCAUAAGGGAGAAAUGGGAACUUAGAAGAUACUGGACCAAAACAAGCCUUAAAACAAGCUGGGCAAACUCCAAACUCGGCAUCUCCACGGCUGAUGCCAAAGUGCUCUUUAGAUCUCCAACUCUUUUCAGCUUUGUUGAGAACAGCAUGCUUCUUUCUCUUGGGCUGGUUCCACUCUCUGUCAGUAGCUUUCCUCAGCCAGUAUCCCAUGACUCUGGCAUCUCCAACAUCACGGGGGUUCCAGGAUUCGCUUUCACAGCUUCUCGCAAUGGCCGCUCUGGGCCUCCAUGCUGACACACUUCUGACACACAUCAGACACACAUCUGGCCUCAGCAGCUCUCCUUAGUCACAGAGGGAGAGUCUACAACCCCUUUCUUGUAUCCUUAACUCUAAAGUCUGAACCAUGUGUCCCAAACUGCCAAGUUCUGCCGCUUGGUGGGGCUGGAACCUUCCCCUCUCGUUCAAAUACACGUAGCUGGUAGCUGUUUUUGAUGGAUUUCCUCCAUUGUGUAAGCUUUUCCUUCAUACUGUUUCCCAACUGUUUCCCAAGUUGAAAGCUUUGCUGGGUAGCAUCUUUCUCAGGGCUCACCACUCUCUUUAUUCCAUUUAACAUCAGGCUUUUCUUUAAACUUUUUAUCUCCCUAGGCACUGAAUUUAACUCUAUUAAACUUCCGGGUGCCCCUUU